Molecule: messenger RNA, 1671 nt
Organism: Alligator sinensis (Chinese alligator)
Lineage: Eukaryota; Metazoa; Chordata; Crocodylia; Alligatoridae
Gene: PPHLN1
Product: periphilin 1
Exons: 10
Coding region: 168-1304 (378 amino acids)
Biological process (GO): negative regulation of DNA-templated transcription; protein localization to heterochromatin; negative regulation of gene expression, epigenetic
Cellular component (GO): nucleoplasm
Source: RefSeq, a predicted model, not a curated record
CGGCGGGGGAAGGAGGAAGGCGGGUGCUUCCGGUCAUGUGGCGCUAGGCGCCGGAAGUGCUGCGGGCUGGCGGAGAGGGCGAGCGGAGCUGCGCUGCUAGUGGGGGAGACAGGAGCCGGUGCUCAUUGAAUGGGACUUCACAAACUGCUUGACAACAUACAAACAAAAUGGCAUAUAGGAGAGAUGAAAUGUGGUCUGAAGGACGGUAUGAAUAUGAAAGACUUCCAAGAGAACGACUUCCACCAAGGAUUCAUCCUGAUGAUGACUACCAUAGAGUAGUUAACAUUGUACCCAAGAAACCACCACUACUAGAUAGACCUGGGGAGGGAAGUUACAGUAGAUAUGACGACUACGGUCAUGUUGACUACAGAGACUAUGAUGAGGGUCGCAGUUUUGCCCAUGAACGAAGAAGUGGCCCACCACAUAGAGGUGAAGAUUCAGGAUAUAGAUGGCCAAGGGAAGACCACCCCGCAAGUCGACAACCUGAAUACAGGGACAUCAGAGAUGGCUUCAGAAGAAAAAGCUUCUACCCUUCUCAUUAUAUAAGAGAGAGAUCCCCGCAUAAGAGGGACUCUCCUUUCUUCAGGGAAUCACCUGUGAACAGAAGAGAUUCUCCACACAGCAGAUCUGGGUCCAGUGUCAGCAGUAGGAGCUACUCCCCUGAAAGAAGCAAAGUCUAUCCUUUCCACCAGUCCCAGCAUAGCAGAAGUAUGUCAUCUUUACAUAAAAGAAAUAUUUCUUCUCAGCAAGGUAAAGAAAGGCCUUCAGGUCAGUCAUUGAAAACAUCAAGAGAUGCAUCCCCAUCAGGUUCAACAGCAGUACCCUCUUCAAAGGCCCUGGAAAAAAGUAGCAGGCUAUCAGAAAAGGAACUUGCUGAGGCUGCAAGCAAGUGGGCAGCUGAAAAAGCAGAGAAUGCUGAUGAAAGCAAUUUACCUGAAAUUACUGAAUAUGAUGCAGGGUCCUCAGCUCCAUUAUAUGUUGAACAACCAGAGGAAACGGAGACAAAUAUAACAGAUGCUACUGAGUUGUAUGAAGACAACCAGCUUCUUGGCCGUUCAAAAGCGAUUGCAACAAAAACCAAAGAGAUUGAACAGGUUUACAGACAAGAUUGUGAAACCUUUGGUAUGGUGGUGAAGAUGCUGAUUGAUAAGGAUCCUUCAUUAGAAAAGUCUAUUCAGUUUGCUCUCAGACAGAAUUUGCAUGAGAUAGGUGAGCGAUGCAUUGAAGAACUAAAACAUUUCAUUGCUGAAUAUGAUGCUGCCAAUCAAGAGUUAUCAGAGUCCUUUAAAGAGGGGCAAUAUUAAGAACAAAAUAUGCUUUUAGAUUUUCUGUAUUGUAUAUGCCAUUAAUAUAUAAAUAUGCUUUUUUGUGGAGAAGGGGAGAUCUUAAUGGAGAUUUGAACCCAAGGCCCAUGCUCUUUCAUAGUAGCUAAGCUUGUUCACUGUGGUCUCCGCAGUAUUCUUCUUUUCUGUAUUUGUUGUCUGACAUUUCUUCCUUUGAAGAGGAUAUGCAUUUCAAUAAUGAUGUAAAGUGACAAACUAUUUUUGAAAACCUUUACAUAAUUACCUAGGGAAAAAAAAAGAAGUGUUCAUUCUGAUGUAUGUAUACUUUUGUUUUGUUGUUUAGAAGUGUAACUGAGCACUGUAUUUUUAUUAAAAUAACGAGAAGCAA